GGAAGAUGGCGCGCUAAUAAUAUAAGUAGCUCUCCGUCGUCAGAGAGCCGCUCUUCUUUCUUCCAUGUAAACUCAAUGUUCUUGUUGUCAUGGUUACCAGAAGAGUCUCAAGGGCUCUGGCCAACACAACCAGCUGACUUUAUGGGUUUUUUUUUUUAAAACGGCAGAAGUGGUGAAGCAGGGACAGUCAGGUGCAGCUGAGCGCCGCUUGUGUGGAGACGCAGCUAAUCCCUCCAUGACCUCUCCAGGCUGCACACCGAGGGAACACAGGCUACACGGCAUGAGCACGGGAGCAGAAGCAAUUUUAAGGUGCCUGAUAUUAUCAUCCAGGUAAUUUGACUGUUUUAAUCAUGGGGGAGCUGAAGUCCAGGGCUCCUGGGCCUCGUCUUGACCUGAACAACUUUGACUCGGCCGAAGCAGAGAGGAGUCGGUACGUUUUAACGAGUCCCCGCUCCCUGGAGUCCUGUGCACGACUCGGCAUCAAACCUGUUGAACUUCUGAUUAAAUCACUAAACGAGUUGAUUGCUGAGCGGCAGGACGUGCCCUUUGAGGCGAUGAGAGUUAUGCACGAAUCCUAUGAGAAGGAGAGAAUGAAGCUUUUACAAAUGUGCCGAGAGGAGAGGGAGAGGAUUAUCCAGGCGGCUGGGGACAGGUGGCCAGGCAGUAGUAAAGUGUCAGGCCUGGGAGUGGCGCCAGACACCAAACUGAAGGAUCACAGGAGGGACAGGCAGUCAACAAGGCCCAUCCCGUAUGCAGAUCUGUGCUUUAAAGGGAAAUCAGUGAGCAGGUCCUCCUGCUCUAACAGAGACCCAGACAGGAGCACAGUCUGCAGCUUCAGUCUGGGAGACCUCAGACACACCCCUGCUACUGAGAGGAAACUGGAGAGGCUCACCAAUGAUAUAAAAAAGGAGAUGUGUGUCACGGUAUCAGAGAGAGACCGCAAGAUAGCAGCUCUGAUGUUGGUGAAGCACCAGGAGGAGCAGGCUUCCCUGAAGCUCAGUCAGCAGGAGGAACAGGAUCGACAGGAGGCCCGCAGGCAGGAGGAGGCCCGGAAGGCUCAGGAGGAGAAAAAGAGGAGGAAGAAACUGAGGCAGAGUAUGCAACGGUGGCGUGAGGAGCUGGAGGCCCGCAGGAGGCUGAGGGAGCGUCAGGAGAAAGAGAAAACGGGACAACUUGUGCUGGAGGUGCUGCUGCAGGAGGACCGCAGCAGGAGGCUGAAAGAGGAGGUGGAUGGACAACUCAGGGAGAAGAUAAAGGCUGCACAGAAGGAGGCAGGGGGGCGCAAACGCUACCAGGAGAGGCUGCUGAGAGAGAAGGAGGAGAUGGAGAAAAGGCAGCAAGAAAGAGAGAGGCAGGUGGCAGUGGAGAAGGAGGAGAAGGCCAGGAGGAGCAAAGUGUUGCAGGAGAAGAAGGAGAGGAAGAGGCUGCAGGAGGAAAAUCGUAGAGAGCUACUUCGACACAUCCUGCUGAAACAGCAAGUAGAGCAGCAGGUGGAGGAAGAGGAGGCCCAGAUGAGGAGCACACUUGAGAAGAAGCUGGAGCACUCCUGCGAGAGACGGGCCCAGGCUGUAGAGACACAGCUGAGGGAGCUGAAGGAGCGGGCGGCCAGGGAGGAGGAGCAGAUUCAGAGAGCACAGCAGAGGGCCAGGCUGCAGAGGGACCAGCAUCUCACACAGAAACAGAUCCUGGUCCAACUGAGUCAGCGUCGCGCGGAGAGAGCCGCCCUGCACGUCUCAGCCCAGCAGAGGAACAGAGCUCAGCAGGCACAGCAACACAACAAGCACAGGCAGCUCUGCCACCAGAGGCUCAGAGAGAGGAUACAGAGAGAGGAGGAGGCCAUGAGGAAGGUCAGAGAGAGCUGCGUCUUCAUGAAGGAGUGGAGGAGGGAGAGGCUGCGGAGGCAGAGGGAGCAGAUACAGGAGGAGGCACACAGGCUGGCUCGGGCCUCCUUUCACAUGAGGGAGAGAGCGAGACAGCAGACACACAGUCGAACUUUUGCUCAGAUGGCCCUGGAGGCUCAGCUGACCGCCCCCAUGAGCCGCUUGAAGCUAUGAAAGACAUGUAUCCUCCUAUCUGCAUACAAGUCUGUGAAUGUGUUAUAACCAAGGUGCUGCCGGAGGAUGAAUGGACGAAUGUUGGGGCUGCACAGGAGCCCUGCAACAUGCCAUGGAUCAUUAUCAUGUCAGAGCUGUGACUUUAUGACUCACAAAGUCAGGGUUUGAUUUGAUUAGAUGCUGAAUUGUGCCAUAUAUUUUCAAUUGUAUAUGUUUACAGUGACAUUUAAAUUAGAAAGAAUUGUGGACUACUGUCUGACCUUGUGGUGACCUUCCGCAGGGAGAGUAAACACCAAAGCAGUGGUCCCCAAUCUUUUUUCAUUGUGACCCCAUGAAAUUAAGCACUGUCUAGACCCCUCAUGUCAGACUGCAUUAGUCUAUGAGCUGUGCACAGUUCAACCAGACUGAUUUUAGCUUUUCAGGUUUUAAAAACAUUAUAUAAAAAGGUCAAAAUUAGUAAAAUGUCAAAUACUAUGAGCUUAAUUUUGCAUAGCAGAAAUGUUUCUUUUCCUUUUGUGUCAUUUGAAUCAACUUGCAACCUCUGUGAUUUAUCCUCAGACCUCUCAGGGGCUAUGGACUCCAAGAUUUGGGCUCAAUGCUUUAUGGUCCAACCAGCUUCCAUAUAUAGUAACAAAAAACAUCUCUGCUUUGUGAGCACCAGCACAGAAUUGUGUAGCUUGGCGUAUGUACCACACACGUGAUGACUUCAUUGUUUUAACACCAGCAUCAAAUCCAGCAUGAAACAAUGUAGUAUUACACCCCUAAAAUGAAUGCAUGUCAGGGAAGUGGGAUCAGCUUUUUAGAUUGAGUUAAAGAGAGUUUUCAGCCCGCAGAGAGUCGAGCAGUGCCCAGGAAGGCUGCAGACCAGUGAGUGAAGCGUUAAAUCCUUGUCUGUAGCCACUGGGGUGUUUGAAGGCUGACAUCAGUAUUUUGAAAAUGAUAUGAGCAGCCAUUAGCAGCCUGUGGAGUGCAGAUAAGAGAGGAGUUAAGGGGGGAAUUUCAGGAGGUUGAGGAUGAGCCAAGCUGCAGCGCUCUAGAUGAGCUGAAUGUUUUGUGAUUUAUUCUGGUCACCUGAUGGUUGUCAGUGUCUUACCAUGUCACCUUGUCUCACUAUUAUGUCUUCUAUGUAUAAAAUAGGGCAGGUUAGGCAAAACUUUUAGUUAAAUUACAAUAUUAAAGCAGAACAGUAGUUUGUGAACUCUAAAAUGACAUUUGUAAAUGUAGAAUAUAAAUGUAGACACUGUUGCUGCUGUGGCACCUGAUUUCAAAUGUGUCACUUCUGUUCUGGACCAUAAAAAUGAUGUGUUUAUAACUUAACAGUAUUAUAAUGUUUUAUUACACCAUA
This is a messenger RNA of Epinephelus fuscoguttatus (brown-marbled grouper), 3399 nucleotides long. RefSeq names its product coiled-coil domain-containing protein 177. The record is from RefSeq and is a predicted model, not a curated record. NCBI's taxonomy places the organism in Eukaryota, Metazoa, Chordata, Actinopteri, Perciformes, Serranidae. Bases 351 to 2054 code for a protein of 567 amino acids. The transcript has 2 exons.